UGCAAAAGAAUAUUCUUCAAGUCAUUGAUGAAACCAUGUGGUUGGCUUCUUCAUUGUCUGAACCCCAAAAUAGCUCGUGUUCCCAUUUUCCUCACACGCAAACGAGGAAGGAGCAGAAUUCACAACACCUCGUAUUCCCAAAUCUUGGAUUAUAACUUUGAAAUCUGAAUCUUGAUUUGAAACUCACGAAAUUAGAGAGAAUAUGAAUACGAUGACAGCUACCAUGACAACCUCUGCAACAACGACAACAACGGUCUCUGUCGGGUCAUCUUCAUUUUUCACUAAUUAUCCACUUAUGUCUGCUCUUAUUGCCUUUGCUCUUGCCCAAUCCACCAAGCUCUUCACUUCAUGGUACAAGGAAAGACGAUGGGAUCUUAAGCAACUUGUUGGAUCUGGUGGAAUGCCAUCAUCCCAUUCAUCAACUGUAACUGCUCUAGCUGUGGCUGUUGGUUUGCAGGAGGGCUUUCGGGGAGCACUCUUUGCUUGUGCAUUAGUUUUAGCGUGUGUGGUCAUGUAUGAUGCCACGGGUGUAAGAUUACAUGCUGGACGUCAGGCAGAGGUCCUGAAUCAAAUUUUGUACGAACUUCCUUCUGAACAUCCUCUUGCAGAUAGCAGACCAUUACGAGAACUCCUUGGUCACACUCCUCCUCAGGUUGUAGCCGGUGGAUUAUUGGGAUUGACGACUGCAACGGCUAUUCAUUUUAUCACAGGCUCAGGACAUCAAGCAUGACAUUAAAGAAGCGGUUGCUUACAAUGUUACAGUUUGUGAAAUAUGAUAUAUGUGAUAUCAGGCCAAAAGUUGCAGAUAUCUCAUUUCACCUUUGAAUUGUGCUGGAUGGUAUUGACUGCAGAGAUGUACUAAUAUUUCAGAUACCUCAUUGCCUCCUAACAGGUUCAGAAUUGCUAAUAUUCAUUUAGAAGUUUAUACACUUUAUACAUAAUGUAGAUAAUUAUUAGCUACAAUGAACUGCAACCUGUAAGUUAAGCUGCACACUUUUCAGAAAAUUAGUUACAGUGUGUUAAAUGUUUUUCUGUAUUACCUCAAUUACUCACAACUU
This is a messenger RNA of Solanum stenotomum, 1058 nucleotides long. RefSeq lists its product as uncharacterized. The record is from RefSeq and is a predicted model, not a curated record. Bases 203 to 730 code for a protein of 175 amino acids. The transcript has 5 exons. Lineage: Eukaryota; Viridiplantae; Streptophyta; Magnoliopsida; Solanales; Solanaceae.